Messenger RNA from Myxocyprinus asiaticus (Chinese sucker), 1616 nucleotides. Its product is annotated as golgin subfamily A member 7B-like. Bases 117 to 593 code for a protein of 158 amino acids. The record is from RefSeq and is a predicted model, not a curated record. Gene Ontology annotation, biological process: peptidyl-L-cysteine S-palmitoylation; protein targeting to membrane. NCBI's taxonomy places the organism in Eukaryota, Metazoa, Chordata, Actinopteri, Cypriniformes, Catostomidae. The transcript has 5 exons. Gene Ontology annotation, cellular component: palmitoyltransferase complex.
ACGGUGCUCCACCCUCUCCAUCGCAUUCAUCCAUCCUUUACUGUCCCACGAGUGGAUAACAUCGGAUUUCAGCACCGGGACAGAUCCUCCACACAUCUUCCACCGUCUCAGGCAUCAUGGCGACAGAGUUCCACAACCUUCAGGAGCUGCGUCACAGUGCAUCUCUGGCCACCAAGGUCUUUGUCCAGAGAGACUACAGUGACGGCACCAUCUGCAAAUUCCAGACCAAGUUCCCAGCAGAGCUGGACAGCAGGAUUGAGAGGAGUCUGUUCGAGGAAACUGUGAAGACACUCAACAUAUAUUAUGCAGAAGCUGAAAAGAUUGGUGGCCAGUCCUGCUUGGAAGGCUGCCUGGCUUGUGCUACGGCCUAUAUCAUCUUCCUGUGCAUGGAGACACGCUAUGAAAAGAUACUGAAAAAGAUCGGCAUGUAUAUCCAGGAACAGAACGAAAAGAUCUAUACACCUAGAGGUUUGCUCCUCACCGACCCCAUCGAGCGGGGCAUGAGAGUGAUCGAGAUCUCCAUCUUUGAAGACAGUGGUUCCAGCAGCUCAAGCUCCAGCGGAAGUUCUCCGUCCAGUGCCACAGCUCAAUGACUGGAGGAGCAGCACCAGGGUUACGGGUACAGAGUGGCCAGUACGCUCCCCAAAAUCCGCAUGUUGAAACAUGAGAGCACCAGAUUUUAACAAAAGAAAGUAAGAGCGGAUGUACAGCUCACUUGCUCUCUUCUUCCAAACAACAAAUGCAAAGCCAGGAGCUUUAACUCACACACUUCCCAUUCCCUCCUCUCAUUUCCUUUAUUUCAGCCUCCUCUGCAUUUCCAUUAGUGACAGAAAAAUCUCCGCACCGAGUUCAUCAGACACCCUCAUUGCUGAGAUAAUAAGAGUUAGCAGAUGGGUAUGAUGGACAGGGUGCCGACUUUACUACAGAUUUACUUUACUGCAGAAACCCAGUGAGCUGCCGAGCUGCCUACUGCCUACAGUACGUAGGAAGCUGCCUUCUAGGCCAUCUUCAUAAUGGCCAUGUAACCUUAUAAAGGACUGAUUUGGAACACUACAUACGUAGAUAGCAACUCCACACACAUUACAGACUGACUCACAAUUGAUUUCAAUAAAGUUUGGUGUUAGCAUGUUGCUAAGCUGACAGUGCAAUACUCUAAUAAGCAUAAAUACUGUAUGACUUAUAAAAAAAAAGUCAGUUUUUAAAUAUACUAUUUUAUUGAUGCUUUUGAUAGAAAAUCUGUACAAACAAUCAGAAAUACAAGAAAUAAUAAUAAACACACCAUGUGUAUGUUGCAAAAGAGACAACAAUCAGUGCUGAGGAGAGGCCAUGAACAUACAACAUUUCUCAUCCAUUUGUUAGUUCUACAUUGUGCCAACAGCCACUGGCACGCAUUAAAAAGCUGUCUGUUUAUCAAUAUCAAUUUUACAUCAGCAGUGGCUUGUUUAAUACUGAUAUCAUUAAUACUAAAUAAAAGUAAUCAAUUCCAAUGUAUUGAAUAAAAUUGUUUAUAUUGUUGGUCACUUUAUAACAAGGUUGUAUUCAUUAACUUUAGUUAACUACAUCAGUUAACUACAGUACAUUAGUUAACACAAAUUUACAAUGAACAAUAUUGAACU